AUGGCAUCACUUUUGCCAUUUGUCCAGACCCGUAGCAAUACGGUGAACUUCUUUAUGAGAAGAUCUGGUCCAGAACUGUGGAAAACAUUAACCUCCGUUUCAAAAUCUGGUCAGAAGAAAGGACGUCGUAACACAAGACAACCAGUUAGACCUCUCAAUCGAUUUUAUCGAAUUGGAUCCAGUCCAAUGAAAAUCGAAUUUGCUGGCCUGAAUGCUCCAAUCAGAAUGAGAGAGACAGAAAAUCAAAAUUUGAUGUCAAUUGCUGAACAGACGGAAGAUGAAAUUCGAGAUUCAAUGGGUGGAACCAAGAAAAUUCUCGAAGAACGAGAUACUGGAAAAAAGAAGCGCAACCGUGAAAAACUGCAUCCGAUGGAGCGUGGAUUCUCUGGAACACAACUUGUCGGACAGAAACUUGGUGCACCACCACCACUCGAUGGUGUGAAUUUCGAUGAUUUUGAAACUUAUUGUUUAGAGGUUAAGCGUACUUCUAACAUGACAAAUGUAUUUGGAAGAGUUCACACAAUGUCAGCACUAGUUGUUACUGGAAAUGGACGAGGACUUGCUGGAUAUGCUGUUGGAAAAGCACCAAUUCAUCGUACCACUACAGCUAUCAUUAAUGGAAUGGGAAUGGCAUCCAGAAAGCUAUUCCACGUUGAACUUCAUGAAGGACGUACGAUUUAUCAGGACUUUUAUGCUGAAUGCCGUAACACUCGAGUAUUUGCACAACGUCGCCCACGUGGAUUCGGUCUUACAUGCCAUCCCAGACUGAUCAAAAUUUGUGAGGCUAUCGGUAUCAAGGAUAUUUACGUGAAAGUUGAAGGAUCCACGAAAAACUAUUUGGCAUUGACUCAUGCAUUUGUCACUGGACUCCUCAACCAAGAGACUCAUCAACAACUGGCCGAACGAAAAGGUCUUCAUGUCGUUGAAAUGUCCCCAUCUCGUCAUUUCUUACCCCAAAUUGUGGCGUCACCGAUUUCCACUGAACUCAAGACCGAGGAAACUUUAGAAGCACUUGAUCGCCUGAAUCUUGAUGACUUCUAUGGUGAAGGACGGUAUCCAUUAAGAAAGCCGAAAUCUCUUCCAUUCUUUUCCAACCUCGAAGGUCAUUUGGAUGCCAGAUGGAGGAAACAUCCUUUCAGAAAUCAGGAAUCGACUAUGAUUCGCCUGAUUGCCGAUAACAUGGUUCCACGUUGGACUCGUGAUGCUCGUGCUGCGUGGGCGGAUCAAAGAAAUGAACGAAUGACAACGGGUGUCGAACCAAUGCCACUCGGUAUCGGACUCUCGCAUGUGGUUCCCAAAAAGGAUGACUAGGCUAUUCAAUUACUGUUUCUUUUUCUCGUUUUCUUUAUUCAGUAGCUCUAGAAGGAAGUCUUUAAAUUGUUUUCCAGGUUUGCUUUCUUUGUUCGUUUUGUUAUUCUUUAUAAUUUUUUCUCAUCGAUAAAAAUUUUCUGAGACCUAUAUCGCUACAAAAUA
Molecule: messenger RNA, 1473 nt
Organism: Caenorhabditis elegans
Lineage: Eukaryota; Metazoa; Nematoda; Chromadorea; Rhabditida; Rhabditidae
Gene: mrps-5
Product: Small ribosomal subunit protein uS5m
Exons: 6
Coding region: 1-1311 (436 amino acids)
Biological process (GO): translation
Cellular component (GO): ribosome; mitochondrial small ribosomal subunit; mitochondrial inner membrane
Molecular function (GO): structural constituent of ribosome; RNA binding
Source: RefSeq, marked reviewed